Molecule: messenger RNA, 2136 nt
Organism: Danio aesculapii
Lineage: Eukaryota; Metazoa; Chordata; Actinopteri; Cypriniformes; Danionidae
Gene: smoc1
Product: SPARC related modular calcium binding 1
Exons: 15
Coding region: 240-1748 (502 amino acids)
Biological process (GO): extracellular matrix organization
Cellular component (GO): basement membrane
Molecular function (GO): calcium ion binding; protein binding; heparin binding
Source: RefSeq, a predicted model, not a curated record
GAAAAGGACAGUACAUCCCGCACAGUGGAAAGAGUGUAUCACUGCGGCUAUCAUCCUCUUUGUCCGCGUUCUCUCUGGCACUAUGAAAACGCACACAUGUAAAGGAGAAACCCGUUGAGGACGAAUUUAUUUGGGAACAAACUUUUGGAAUUUCAUGCAACUUUGGGACCUUUGCCAAUUCUUAAGUUAAAUCUUGUCCGUAGACUGUCAGUCGUGUUAACACUUCAUCGUCAGACAGAAUGUACUGUCACAAUCUGGCUCUUUGUGUAUUUAUGUAUUUGAUGGUGAUGCGCCUGCCAGCAGCCUCAACGCAGAAGUCCACUGGUCCUCGGUGGCUUAUAGGGGACAGAGAGAGCCCGUGUUCCACGUCCUGCUCCAGAAGUCACGGCAAGCCUGUGUGUGGUUCAGACGGACGCAGUUAUGAUACCAACUGUGACCUGGAGAAGGCGAAAUGCAGGGACCGCACGCUCAGCCUUGCCCACAGGGGCCGAUGCAAAGGUAAAAACUGGGCGAGGAUAGAUCAACCUCUUCUUGUGCCCACACUUGUUUCAGAGGUCAAAGAGUUGACCGGUAUGAAAGAAGCAGGUCAGACGAAAUGCCGGACCGAGAGGAUUCAGGCUCUGGAACAGGCCAAGAAGCCACAGGAAUCCAUUUUCAUCCCAGAAUGCAACGACGAUGGCACAUUUGCUCAGGUCCAGUGUCACACCCUCACAGGAUACUGCUGGUGCGUGACGACAGAUGGCAAGCCAGUCAGCGGCUCUUCUGUCCAGAACAAAACGCCAGUGUGUUCAGGAAACUUCCGUGAAUUUAUGGGAACUCAUGCUGGGACAAGUGGAUUGUCAGGGUCAGUAACCGAUAAGCCACCAGGACCUCCUAGCUCUGGCAAAAAAGUCUCUUUCCGUUUCUUUCUCACCCUCAAUCCAGAUGAUGGUUCCAAGCCCACACCGACCAUGGAGCCGCAUGUUGUGCCAGAAGGUGAGGAGAUUACUGCUCCUACAUUGUGGAUUAAGCAGCUGGUGUACAAAGAGAACAAACAAAACAGUUCGAAUAGUAGGAAGUCAGAGAAAGUUCCCUCUUGUGACCAGGAGAGGCAGACCGCUCAGGAUGAGGCUCGUCAGAACCCUCGGGAAGCCAUCUUCAUCCCCGACUGCGGCCUGCAGGGCCUUUACAAGCCAGUUCAGUGCCACCAGUCUACAGGUUACUGCUGGUGUGUGCUGGUGGACACCGGCAGACCUAUACCUGGAACCUCUGCGAGGUAUAAGAAACCAGAGUGUGAUAGCGCAGCUCGCUCUCGAGAGACAGAGAUGGAAGAUCUAUUCAGGGACAGAGAUCUGACAGGGUGUCCAGAGGGAAAGAAAGUGGAGUUUAUAACAAGCCUUUUGGAUGCCCUUACUACUGACAUGGUGCAAGCUAUCAACUCGCCAACCCCCUCUGGUGGUGGGAGGUUUGUUGAGCCUGACCCAAGCCACACACUGGAGGAACGGGUGGUCCACUGGUACUUUGCCCAGCUGGAUAAUAAUGGCAGUCACAAUAUCAACAAGAAGGAGAUGAAGCCGUUCAAGCGUUAUGUGAAGAAAAAAGCCAAACCUAAGAGGUGUGCCCGCAAGUUCACAGACUACUGCGACCUUAACAAGGACAAGACCAUCUCUCUUCAAGAGCUCAAAGGAUGUCUAGGAGUCAAUAAAGAGGGUAGCACUACAAGCAGCAGUCAAGGGACAAGGCAAGGGACAAAUUUGUUCAGUAAGUAGGUCUUCGGGCCUGAAGACAGAAAGUUCCAGAAGAUGAGGCAGUAGGCACAAAAUGGGAAGGCAUCUGUUCACUGCUGGAAGAGUACAACGAAGGAUUCUGAGAAAUUAUAAACAGGUUCCUCAAGAAAAAAAAAACAAAAAAAAGAAAUCCCGGAGCCAAAAUAUUUGCACUUUCUCCUCCUAUUGUUAGACAUUUUAUUAUGUCCUUUGUUUGUGUUGUAAACGUUUUAUUAGUAUGACUUAAAGAUUGACAAAAAAAAUCAACCCAUGCUCAUUUGAAAGCAUGUGUACAGAACUACAUGUUUGAGAACCGACAAAUAUGCCCCCUGGACUACGUUGUCUUGCAGUUUUUGUUUUUACAAACGGACCCUUUUCACAAGACUGUUAU